UCAAGUACAAUAACCAUGUUUUCAGCCAAAAUUUAAACUUAAUUUUGAAAACGUUAAUUUUAUAAUGGUAUGCUGUACGAAGCCCAACUUAUAAUCCACUGUUCCCUUUGUUAUAAAGGCGACGUCGUAACGCGUAGACCUGUUUAACCCAUUGGUAGUUUAGCAUCUGUUGUUUCCCACCACGACAGCAGUUGUUUUUCUGUAAUAAAAAUAACAUUACAUUAUUUACGUGUGGUAUUUCCUAAUUGUCUUAUACAGCUAGGAAAGUUGUUAUGUCUCCAGUACACAAGAAAAGCAACUUACCUGAUAACACAGUGUAUAUAAACCCUAUUGGUAAAAUGUUUUCCAUUACAGUUAGCGCCUUCGUUGACGAUGACUUCCCAGUUAGUUUUGUUUCUUGCGCUUGCGUCUUACGCCGCUGGUGCUCUAAUUUACGAAGACAAUUUUGAUUAUUUCGAUUCUUCUAAAUGGUUCAUCGAAGUUGUAUCUAACCCCCACAAUAACGAGCUUCAGUAUUAUACUGAUAGAACAGAUAAUAUUCGAGUUGAAGAUGGACACUUGGUCAUAUCACCACUCAAGGAAAAUUAUGGUGGUAAACAAUAUACAUCUGGGAGAAUUCAUAGCAACUUUGCGUGGAAAUAUGGACGAGUUGAAGUAAGAGCUAAAUCUCCAAAUGGAUACGGGUUGUGGCCGGCUAUUUGGAUGAUGCCAAGAGACAGUGUGUACGGUGGUUGGCCCGAAAGUGGCGAGAUCGACAUUAUGGAAGCGAGAGGACAAGAUCUUCAUCAGUUCGGUAGUACCAUCCACUACGGUAUAUGUUGUGAUAAUCACUACUGGGAAUCAAGCGGCGACAUGCAAUUACAAUGCUCCAUCGAUCAAUAUCAUGUUUAUACUUUGGACUGGACACCAACUGAGUUGGUCUAUCGUUUGGAUGGUAAAGCAUACUAUAGCCAGAGCCUUGACCGUGUCAUAAGCUGGAUGUAUGACGCACCUGGCCAGCCAUUUGAUCAAUACUUCUACAUGAUCUUAAACGUGGCUGUUGGAGGCGACUACUUGGAUAAUCCAAAACCAAGCACCGUGUGGAAUUACCCUGAUGCUGAGAUGUGGGUGGAUUACGUCAGAGUUUAUCCAUUAGAGGAUAUCGCCAGCCAAAAAUGCAUGGUAAAAGACGGUGCAGAUCCUGCUGCAGUUUGUGGUAACAUUGACUGGGCGUGCGGUUCACAAAACUGGGCGGAUGUGUCUGCGCAAUGCACCAGCGAAUUACUGGCUUGCUGUGAUCCACCAUAUGCGUGUGAUGGUCCCAAACUAAACUCUUUGGCAAGCGAAGUUUACACCGCUUAUGACAACAUAGUGAAUGAUGGAAACUCGUGUAACUUUGGUGGAACAGCUCAACGUUUAGUUACUUUAAAUGACGGUGACGUCAGUGAUGAAAUCGGUGGCUGUUUGAUCAAAGACUCGGCUGAUGAUUCUUCUAUUUGUGGAGCCAUGGAAUGGGCUUGCUACAGUCAAAACUAUGCUGAUGUAUCUUCUGAAUGUUCUGCUGGUUCUGACGUUCUUAACUGUUGUUCUGUAUCGCCAUCAGUGUGUAACGACGCUCGACUUCAUUCUGCUGCUGAAGCUGUUUUCCAAUCUUACUAUAACCAGUUACAAACACCAUCAGCGUGUGACUUUGGUGGUGUAUGUUACCUUGAAAACAGCCUUGAACCACUUGCUUGUACAGAUGGAUAUGAUAAGUAAAUUAAAGGACUAAUUCGGGCUAAAAUCCAAGUGUGUGCAUUGUUAUACGACUUGUUACAUGUAAUUAAUUGCCCAUUUAUAACUUGAAAUAUAAUCAGAAUCGGACACCAA
Ciona intestinalis (vase tunicate) is the source of this 1848-nucleotide messenger RNA. NCBI's taxonomy places the organism in Eukaryota, Metazoa, Chordata, Ascidiacea, Phlebobranchia, Cionidae. The record is from RefSeq and is a predicted model, not a curated record.